GUUUGGUUUUAUGUUUGUUUGUUGUGUAGUAGGUUUAGGUUACACUAUAAUCUUACUAUAAUUAUCAAUGUUCAAUUCUGCAAUCCUAACCUAAAUCCUGAUCAAAAAUCAAAUAAGUUACACCUAAAUCGUAAAAUCUCCGGUGGGCACUACACUAAUGGAGUGGCCAGUGGGCAGUCUAAGUUAAGGGUUAAGUACUAAGUUCUGAGUGCGGUUAGCUGCUCAAUAAACUAUAAACUAAAGCAUUUAUACAUGUAACAUAUCAAUACUAUUCCAAAUCUACAAUAUUCUAUAGAUCUAUAAUACAAUCUACACACUCUUACUAAUUAACUAGGACCUGUGGAUUCAAAGGUGGAACUUAACCUAAACAAGGCCUAGUCUAACAAUGGUGAUGCACGAUUAUUUGUUUAUGUUUACAAUCAAGAUUUCAGUUUUUACAUGAAAAAAUAUGUUUCUUUAAUAAGAGAUUUGCAGUCAUGGAUCUAGAAAUAGCAGGCCAUUGUGUUGGACCACUAACAAAAGACUAUUUAUCAAAACUACCUCAUCAUGUAUUGCCAUGUAUGAAUCUACAAAGGUCAUUUCCUUUUGAAGAAGACAACGACUUUACAAAUGACCACUUCUCAAAAAAUGUCUUAUGGGAAUCAUCUUUACCAAUACCGAUAACUAAACUUACUGACUUAACUUUUGAAGCUCUGAAUGGCAUUGAUCAAACAACUGCUUUAAUAAGGAAUAAACUAAGGUGGCAAAUGAAAAAGGAAAAGAUUCUCAAUGCAGUAAAAAAAGACAAGAAAAACUUAAGUGACAAACUGAUAAGAAAAGCAGGAACAGUUGAGGCAGGGUCAAGUACUGUGCUUCCACGUGGGAUAGUUCAACUGGCUGGCCAUCUGGACAAGGAUCCUGAUCCUCAAUUCUCUGGGGUUUAUAACUGGUAUUAUACUGGAGGGUCUUUGGCAACCUUGGCGAAUAAUGAAGAAAACUACCUGUUUUAUCCAAGAGAAUCAAACAUAUGCUGUUCCCAGUUUGAAAAUGGUCAGAACAAGGAGCUGUUUACAUUGCCUCUUGAACUGAAUAACCCUAUCUAUCAAAUUGCGAGCAGUGAAGCUGGUGUGGUGACCAGGCAAAAAUCUUGCGUUAAUUUGUUUAAUAUUUGUCAGUCAGAAGAUAAGCUGCUCCUAAAUAAAAUUCACACGGUGUCAAAUAAAAGGGACUCAUUUGUGAGUGUCGCCCUACAAGACAAAUCAAAUGAGAAAUACUGUACACUCUCUAGCAGUGGCAUUCUGAAACUCUGGGACGUUGAGUACUCCAAUGGCUACAAGAUGAAGAUGAAGGUAGCUCCUGGGGAGGGAGUACAUGUGAUGGACAACUGGAGCUCCAUACAGUUUGUGGACAACAAAACUCUGCUGCUGGCGGACAGAUGCUGCAUACACUUGCUGGACUGCAGAGUUGAUAUGAAUGAGAAGCAGCUAGCGUGGUGUCCCCGCAAGUUGGGAGAGCAGUGUGAGCAGUUGUCCUAUGUGACAAGCAGCUGUCUACAGGAUCAGGUGGUGUACUGCACAACCUCCCAUCAGGUACUUUCCCUAGACCUCAGGAUAGGCUUUGGACAGCGAUGGUCUCAUAUGAUGGCAGCACCACCCUACCUGGGCUUCACUCACAACACUGCACAACACACCAACCAGGAGAUUCUAUGCAUCGGCAGUCAGGUGAUGUCAGACUGUAUAUGCAUCGUCAACUGCUGGAGAGGGGGUAACCCUCAAGCAGAGUAUCGUCCAAUAUCCCUCCCCUCCCCCUGUCGUGGACUCAUACUAGCUCGCCAGCAGGGGGUGUGUCUUGAGCCUACACUUAGUCAAAGGUUUUCUCAGAGUAUGAUCGGACUGACAUGCUUACCAAGCACAAAUGGUUUGCAUGUUGUGAGACAGUCUGCAACAGGGGAUGUGUUCCUACAAGAGCUGUCUCAGUCAAAGGGAGAUGAACCUAGUAGACUGACUAGUGAUCAGCUUACUGCAUACUCUGAGUGGAGCAAGCCAGCCUUGUCUCUACAAAGGGACACCACCACUGUCAGUGUCACAGAUGUCAAGAACCUCACACCAUUACUUGAAGCCUUGACUGAGACAUACAGUGAGGAACCUGAACAUGGGGUGGAGGUGGAGGCGGAGGUGCAGAGUGGAGGGUGGAGGAGGUCCAAGCAGUACCUGGAGGAUUGUGUAGAUCUACUGGCUGGCAGACUGUUGUCUGUGUGGGAGGUGGACGAUGAGGAGGAGUGGCUAGAACAACAGGAACACACUCUGCAGGAACAAGACCCAGCAGAGAGAGUCAGCAACUGGCUCAAUGACUACACACUCCAAGACACAGCACCACUGAAGCCCAAAGUGACGAGCACACCAUAUGUGAGGCGUGUCAGUCCCCCCAGGUCUCUAGACAUUCCUGUACAGCCACAAACACAACCCCCCCAGGUCCCCUCACCACCCCCCUCCCCUGUCAGCCCUCCUCGCAAGAGACAACGGUUACUGCAGGUCACACCACCUUCUCAACAAUUCACAUCUUCUACAAAGCCGCCGACCACCACCGCCAAAAAAAAGUUCAUCCCCGGCUUCUAAUUGAAUAUAAGUGAUCAAAUUUGGUAAUUAUUUUGUGAACUAUUUUGUUUCGUUACAUUUUGUUACAAGUAUUGUCAAGUUGUUAACCACUGUAAAGAGGUUAGUCUCAAAAUCUAGACCACAGUUUUUUUAUGUUUUAAAAGUAUGCUUGGAUUGAUCUUGUGUUGAGGUGCUCAUUGCUCAACCAAAGUAUCGUAAGUAUUGAAUUGAAAAUCAGAAUUACAUUAUCAUUUCACUAAUUAUGCUUCUCUCAUAUUUAAUGAGAAAUAAAUAAAUGAAUUUCCUCUUAAAGAUUACUAUCAUUACUUAAUACUAUUUGUUCUGUCCGUGCUUCGAACGGGACAAGAAUACUUUAAAGAAUAUUGUGGAUCUCUGAAACAAAACAGUUGGUAUCUUAAAAUCUGUUGCACACUGUGAAGAAAAUAAAAUGCUUUUCUACUUUGUAUGGAUAUUUUUUACAAAUAAACUGUUUGUAUCCCAUGGUA
Macrosteles quadrilineatus (aster leafhopper) is the source of this 3079-nucleotide messenger RNA. RefSeq lists its product as uncharacterized. Bases 477 to 2594 code for a protein of 705 amino acids. The record is from RefSeq and is a predicted model, not a curated record. The transcript is spliced from 13 exons. Gene Ontology annotation, molecular function: protein binding. NCBI's taxonomy places the organism in Eukaryota, Metazoa, Arthropoda, Insecta, Hemiptera, Cicadellidae.